This is a messenger RNA of Lactuca sativa (garden lettuce), 1333 nucleotides long. Its product is annotated as BRI1 kinase inhibitor 1. NCBI's taxonomy places the organism in Eukaryota, Viridiplantae, Streptophyta, Magnoliopsida, Asterales, Asteraceae. The record is from RefSeq and is a predicted model, not a curated record. Gene Ontology annotation, cellular component: plasma membrane. Gene Ontology annotation, molecular function: kinase inhibitor activity.
AGACUCAAGUAUUCGGCACCUAACUAUACUUGUUCUCAUUCUCUCUGCCAACACACACAUACACACACUCACAUCUCUCUCUCUCUCUCUCUCUCCUUAUCCCUUCUGUGUAGGCGAUCAUCGAUCAAUAUUAAAACUUGAAGCAUGGAAGUUUUAAAUAUGAGAGAUAAAGUAGAAAAUGAACAAAGUUACAUGAAGAAGCAAGAAGCAAUACUACAAGAAAGCAUCCAGACUUCAUCUCCACCACCAACGGCCACCUCAUCUCCACCAUCAGCAUCGGCAUCUCCAACCCAUGAAUUCUCCUUCACCAUCUCCCUCCAUCCGCAUCCAACACAAAAAUCGCAACAAGAUGGUUAUAACUCCGGCAACUAUGAUGAUAAUAACCACCGUAAACAUGGUAACACCACAACACCACCAUCGGAACCAUUGACUGCUAUUGACCUUUCUCCGGCGGAUGAUAUCUUCUUCCAUGGCCACCUCCUUCCUCUCCAUCUCCUGUCUCAUCUUCCCAUAUCCCCUCGUACAUCGACAACUUCAAUGGAUAGUUUUACCCUCCCAACGAAGGACAUCCUAAAGGACCAACAUAACCCCAUUGGAAACACUAGUUUCCAUUAUCACCACCGGAACACCUUCUCAGAGUUCAACUUGACCAGCAACAAUGUCAAUCAAAUCAGACCAAAGUCCAAAUCUUUCUCGUUGUUUGGCCGUAACAAAGGAAAAAAAGGAUGCGCUGAUGAAAGAGAAAGAGAUCACGAAGACCAAGAUAAAGAAAGAAACAACAGUAAUUCCAAGAAGAAGCUGAAAUUAGAGGUGGCUCAACUUAUCAAGAGGUACAUGAAAAUGGUAAGGCCAUUGUUGUCGUUUCCGAAGGCGAAGAGGUCAAAUAAUGAAUUUAACCGGCAGCCACAUUCGUUUUCCGGCAACUUGGUGAGCUCCAAAAGCAGUUUGCCGCUCCAAGUGACUAGAGGUGGUGGGAGGAGAGGGGAGUUCUCAGCCCCAGCGUCAAUGAGAACUUCUCCGGCAAAUAGUGGAAUACUUCUUGCUUCAGGAACUGUGAGCCCAGCCAAAAGCACAUCGAGUGAUAGCACCAUGGAAGAGUUACAUGCUGCCAUUCAAGCUGUUAUUGCUCAUUGUAAGAAUUCCAUUGCCAUGGAAGACAAAAUUCAAGCAUAAAACAAAGUAUAUGAAAACUUUUAGGCGGAAAUUCAAAUAUUUCUUCCUUUUUUGGUCAUAUUUUACAGUAUAAUCGAUCUUCUUAAUUGGUGUAUAUAAUAAUUCUGUGAUAGAUUUCUUAUGUAUAUUUUAUCUAUAAUUUAAAAAGCAUCAUUUACAA